Messenger RNA from Colletotrichum destructivum, 1291 nucleotides. RefSeq lists its product as uncharacterized. The coding region runs from base 14 to 295 and encodes 93 amino acids. The transcript has a single exon. Lineage: Eukaryota; Fungi; Ascomycota; Sordariomycetes; Glomerellales; Glomerellaceae. The record is from RefSeq and is a predicted model, not a curated record.
GCAUCGCAUCGGGAUGGCGGCCCACGAGCUAAUCGGGUCGAGCGGGCGCGUCGUCUGGACCGACACGCAGGCCACGACUGAUUUCGAGAAGCGCCUCCAUUCGAUCUCUUCCUUCUUCGAGCCCCCUUUCUCGAUACCCAACAGCAGAAAAGGGGUCCUCGAUGAAAGGCACAAAUGCCCUGUUCCCAAUGGCGCAUCCGACCUCGACGUGGCAGUGGAGCCCCCAGCCUGCGAGGUAACGCAAAACAAAGACCGACAGCUGCGUUCGGGAAUGAUAGCUCACCCCUGCGAAUGAAUCUGGAGACUGGGCGCAAAGUCUCGCCAGGUGUGCACACCGUACUUUUGAGUGCGCCUGGCUCUUGAACCCCCCCGAUUGGCGAAGGGCGACUUGUUGGGGCCUGCAUAUCCAUUGCCAGACUGCCAGAUCAUCAACAGCUCUCCGCACUCACUGCACGCGCAUACGCAGUCGCGCGCAAAAGCGACACAGGAAGAGAGAGAGGGAAAGCCAAGAGGCAGGCAGAGAGAUAGAUCGAUCCACAUGCCGGCCCCAUAGAGUCAUCCCAUGCCAUUCUGUCGCGAAGCGCGAGAAGAAGAGCUGCCACACCUGUCAGUGUCACCUUUCUAUCAACCUGAGGCGGAGGAAAGAGGAGGUCCAAGUAAAGAAUAAUACGGAUACAGUGUCUCGAACCCAAGCGGCGACAAGUCACAACCGGGCAAACGCAACAAACAGGCGAGCACUAGUGGGGGUGACUCGGGACGAUGGCCACUACUCUUUCCCUCUCGCCCUGGUCAUGUCACGUUCUGUUCUCGAUGGUGAUUCGACGACGGCAUCGCAUUUGAAACCCCGACCAGCGCAUAUAACCGUAACAUGACGGCCUGACCCAAUUUGCUUCAAGGCGACCAGACAUACGUCGCGAAACACACCCGGCCGCGCUACUUACUAUUGAGCUCGUCGCUUGUGGAGGGAGUGUGUAGGGAGGUAGUAAAGUAAAGUAAAAUAGAGGCGGGGAGAUCUCGUGCGCAGACCACUUCCAUGCGAAGGCGCGCACCGAAGGUGGCCCGACUGCCACUGGACCAAUUCAACAACUGCCCGUCUCAGACUCUAGAGCUGUUGUUUUCCAGAAAGUCGUCUGCUACGGUGGAUGGAACCGAGGUUGAACCAGCCAGCCUUAUCCCCAGAUCCAUAGAUACAUAGUAGGUAGGUAUGAGCGGCAUGAAACGAGCGGCCUGAUGCUGGGUGCCACCAACAGGACUGGAGAUCUAACACGGUUUGAUAUCACAACAUGUUGAC